Stereum hirsutum FP-91666 SS1 is the source of this 1718-nucleotide messenger RNA. RefSeq names its product MFS general substrate transporter. Bases 16 to 1638 code for a protein of 540 amino acids. Gene Ontology annotation, cellular component: membrane. Gene Ontology annotation, molecular function: transmembrane transporter activity. Lineage: Eukaryota; Fungi; Basidiomycota; Agaricomycetes; Russulales; Stereaceae. The record is from RefSeq and is a predicted model, not a curated record. Gene Ontology annotation, biological process: transmembrane transport. The transcript has 22 exons.
CUCAUCAUUGCCGUCAUGCCAGACGUCCACGAACAAUCUCAGCCAUCGGCUGCUCUUCAACCUGACCCUGAGAAGGAUACUGUGUUGAUUGAAGGUGGGCAGACGGGCCCGGUCUCGGGAGACAACACAGAAGGAACGUUUCAUCAGGCUCAGCUGAGCUUCAAACCGACUCGGAAGCAUUUCUUCUCGCCUUUGGACCCUUCGUAUGCAAAUGCUGUUCAUCGUGAUGCGGCAACGGUACAAUUCACGCUCGAGGAGGAGAGAAAGGUUCGUCGCAAGAUCGACAACCGGGUCUUGACGCUCGUGAUACUCAGUUACAUAUUUAAUCAAUUCGACAGAACGAAUAUAGGAAACGCGCAUGUUAUCACAGCAUUCAACGAAAAUUAUGGCAUCACAACGAACAGCAAGUGGACUUUAGCUCUCAGCGUUUUUUACGUCGGAUAUUGUCUGUUAGAGAUGCCUGCCAACGUCCUGCAGCGUUAUAUUGGAGCAAAUCGCUUCUUCUUUCUAUCUCUUACCUUCUGGGGGAUUUCCUCUCUGUCUUUUGUCUAUGCGAAGGGCUACGCUGGGUUGUUGGUACUUCGAGUAUUACUCGGGAUUGGAGAGGCAGGUUAUUAUGCUGGGAUGAUAUAUUACUUGUCGUUCUGGUACAAACGGCGAGAACUGGCAUUACGCGUUAGUCUGUGCAUGACAGGUACUUUACCUGGUGCUAUUGGGGGACUUUUGGCUUUUGGCCUGGUCAGGGCACAUACUUCUGUACUCACGGGAUGGCAGUUCUUAUUCCUAAUCGAAGCGAUACCAGACCUCGUCAUGGCUUUCGCGAUCCUUCUGUGGCUGCCAUCCUUCCCGUUCUCAGCAACAUUUUUGACCCCUAGAGAAAGGGCUAUCGCCCAGGCACGCUUGAACUCCGACCACAAACCACGAUCUCAUGGUGGGAUGAACGGCUGGCAAGGGCUUAAGGCCAUUUCGGUUGACCCCAAUGCGUGGUUGUUGAUGACCGUCUACGCUUCCUUCAAUGUUGGAGUCGCCACCAUUUCGUACUUUUUACCAACACUCAUCAAACAGCUCGGUUUUACUGCGAUCAAUGCACAAGGCUUGACUGUGGCACCGUAUCUCGUCGGGUGGUUCAUGGUUGUAUUUCAGGCGUGGCACAGCGAUCGUACACAUGACAGAGGCUGGCAUGUCGCUGCUUCGACUGCGACAGCGUUCGUGGGUUAUCUCAUCCUCGCCACAUCCGUCCAGAAGAGCGUAGGCGCUGCCUACUUCGCGUUGUUCCUCGUCAUAGGCGGGCUGUAUAGUCUCUUUCCCUUGGUAAUGAGCUGGGCUGCCAAUGUAUUCUCUCCCACUUCCAAACGUGGUGUUGGAACGGCCUUCAUCGUGUCGAUCUCCAACUGUGUUUCUAUCGCCUCCCCACAGAUAUACUUCGACGCAGAAGACGAUUAUCGUAAAGGCCAUGCCAUUGCGGCUGGAUGCCUGUUCCUUUCGAUGCUUGCAGCAAUCACCUUGCGGUACCGUCUCAAAUGGAAAAAUAAGAAAAAUCAAAAGGAGCUUGCAGCUUUGGAGGAGGGCAAGGUAGAACCUGUCGGUUCCUCUGAGGAAGUGGCAGAUACAGAUCCCCGUUAUGUCUUCAUGACCUGAGACUAGUAAGCUGCGAACUAUGCUCGUUUUUCGAGUCCAAGUUUGUUGCCAGUGUAUGAAUUUUAUGAGCCUCUUGACGA